AUGCCAGUGCCGCUCAUCAUAGACCCAACAUCCUCUCUUCUUUCUCACCCCGGGGUGGUCAUCCUCGACGCCUCAUGGCUGUACGAACCUGACCCGCCUACACGCAACGCAUACGACGAGUUCAACGCGGGCCCUCGUUUCCCAAAUGCGCGUUUCUGGGACCUAGACGCCGUUUCCGAACCUCAUCCCGACGGGUACAGCUUGAUGCUCCCGUCGCCUGAGCGAUUCGCGGCCUUUGCUGGGAAGCAUGGUAUAACUAAAGAUUCCCACGUGGUGGUGUAUGAUAGUGAAGGCAUUUUCUCAGGUCCCCGGACUGCAUGGACCUUCAAGAUUUACGGACACGAGAAAGUGUCAGUGAUUAACGGCGGUCUGCCACGGGCAAAGAAGGAGGGUAUCAAUCUCGAAACAGGCCCACCACAACAUUUCGAAGAAACCCAAUAUCCGGUUCCUACCGUGAAGCAUGACGCUGUUGUUCAGUUCGACGAAGUUCUGAGACUCGCACAGCGCCCAUCACCCUCCUCCGAGGGCGUAUUUUUGAUUGAUGCAAGACCCGUCGCGUCCUAUGAGGCUGGCCAUAUACCUACAUCUCUUCUUCUGGACUUCCCUUCGUCCCUUCUCCGGGACACGAGAGAUUUUACCUACAUUCGACAGCCAGACGACUUGAAGAAUCACAUUGCGCAACGACUUGGGCAAGAUAAGCUCGACCAGAUCAUCGCCAGCAAAGUGACGGUUGUUAAUAGUAAGGUCUACUGUUGCAAAAGCUUCCAGCUCGAAUACUAA
This is a messenger RNA of Talaromyces atroroseus, 780 nucleotides long. RefSeq lists its product as hypothetical. The record is from RefSeq and is a predicted model, not a curated record. The transcript has 4 exons. Bases 1 to 780 code for a protein of 259 amino acids. NCBI's taxonomy places the organism in Eukaryota, Fungi, Ascomycota, Eurotiomycetes, Eurotiales, Trichocomaceae. Gene Ontology annotation, cellular component: mitochondrion. Gene Ontology annotation, biological process: transsulfuration. Gene Ontology annotation, molecular function: thiosulfate-cyanide sulfurtransferase activity.